GCAGUAUUGCAGCGGAUAAAUAUUAAAUAGUCGCCCAUUGAGUAAGCUCGGAUUGCCAAAUUCAAACAUCCUAGUAUAUAUAUAAUAAAAGAACUCCUCUCCCUCCGCACUCGCCAACAACUCAUCACCCUCGGCUACACUGUGUUAAUCCCUUUGCACAAGCUGCAAUAUGGGUUUUUGGAUGGCAUUCUCCUCAAAUAGAAAGCCAUGGGGGCUUCGCUGGCGGUCAUCAGUUUGGUUCAUCACUACAGUCGUUGGAUUCGGCAUCACUACAGAUUUGUUGGUUUACUCCAUCAUCAUCCCCGUCGUACCAUUCCAACUGGAGCGUUUGUCAUACCAUAAAGUUUCGUCGCUCACAGGGUGGCUACUAUGUGCAUAUUCCGCCGGGUUGGUGUUGUCCACGAUCCCUAUUGCCAUGCACUCGGAGCGAUAUUCAAUGAGACGAAUACCAUUGAUCCUCGGCCUCGUUGCGCUCAUUGGCUCCCAGCUCAUGUUCAUGGAGGCCCCUAAUUAUGCAGUCAUGGCCGUCGCCCGUGUGUUGCAAGGAAUUAGUUCCUCUAUGGUGUGGAUCGUAGGCUUGGCACUUUUGUGUGAUACUACGCCGGAGAAAGACGUUGGCAGGCAAUUGGGCAUCGCGAUGACUGGCCUAUCAGUUGGUCUUCUGGUUGGCACACCUGCAGGCGGUGUCUUGUACUCUCGCUUCGGCUUCCGCGCCCCAUUCAUCUUUGGAGCGUCGUGUGCAGUUGUCGAUCUUCUAUUCCGUCUUCUUAUAAUCGAAAGGGACGUCGCAUUGAAAUGGGGCUAUGACCCAUCGGAACCUACCGCCGUAGUGCUGAAGGAGGCGCCGGACGCUUCUUCUACAUCUGAUAUACAACUCUCUCCUAUCCAAAUAACUCAUGUGCAAGGAAGCACUGAUACAGGGAUUAAUGAAGUAGAAGAAACGAUAGUUCCGGACAAGUCCAUACAACCAAACGCACGAAAACUCUCCAUAACCCACGAAGCUCAGAUUCCAAUACCACUACUCUCAGUGAUUAUUAAAUUAUCGCAGGCACCUCGCGCCUUGGUCGCUUUAACCAUGUCAUUCGUUUAUGGGCUUGUACAAAGCAUGCAGGAGCCCUCCCUUCCGCUUCAUCUCCAAUCUCUGUGGGCAUUCAAUUCGGACCGGGUGGGCCUUGCCUACCUGGCAGCAGUCGUCCCAGCCUUGAUAUCGUCACCGCUGGCAGGUUAUUACGUUGAUCGAGUGGGUUCUCACUAUAUAACUUUUACAUGUCUGCUCCUUGCAUUGCCGUGGUGGAUUGUCUUGACUCUACGGCAUUCUAUACCUCUAUUCAUCUUUGCUCUUGCCGCUCAAUGUUUCUUCGUUUCUGGUGUUGUCGCGCCAGUGACAACUGAACUUGCGUCUGUCUCUCGACAAAUGACAGGUGUCGGAUAUGCUCAUGUCUAUGGCGCGUUCAAUCUCGCGUUUGGAAUUGGUACAGCAGUGGGUCCUGUAAUCGGAGGACAGAUAUAUGAUCAUGCUAGACAUGGGUGGACUGCGCUUUGUUGCAUCACCUCGGCGCUUAUCGUCAUCUGCAUCACACUCGCGUUCUGCUACACUGGUGUUGAUCCUUUGCUUGCCAAGUUCAUGCGCCAUUAUUACCCAAUUGAUUCGUUACGAAAGAAACCAGACGAAGAAACCAACAGCACGGAUAAUACAAGCAGGACUCAUAUUAUCAGCAGAGUUGGAUCUGCAUGAUUUUGCAUCGCGUGGACAAUUUUUAUAUUAUAGAUAUCCCUAUUCACCUGGAAGUUCAAAUGUUCAUGUGUAGUAGCUAGCACAAUACCGUAGCAUAGAUAGGCCAGUGGACAAUAGGGAACACUGCAUAUUCUAAUAUUUUGAUGGUACAUUGCAAAUCUGGACC
Messenger RNA from Suillus bovinus, 1901 nucleotides. Its product is annotated as major facilitator superfamily domain-containing protein. NCBI's taxonomy places the organism in Eukaryota, Fungi, Basidiomycota, Agaricomycetes, Boletales, Suillaceae. The transcript is spliced from 14 exons. Bases 170 to 1735 code for a protein of 521 amino acids. The record is from RefSeq and is a predicted model, not a curated record. Gene Ontology annotation, biological process: transmembrane transport. Gene Ontology annotation, molecular function: transmembrane transporter activity.